Xyrichtys novacula (pearly razorfish) is the source of this 221-nucleotide messenger RNA. The record is from the annotation of a GenBank genome assembly. NCBI's taxonomy places the organism in Eukaryota, Metazoa, Chordata, Actinopteri, Labriformes, Labridae.
AUGGGAAGAGGUGAGAGCGAGGUGUGGGACGAAAAGCACGUGGACACAAUACAGGAUCAGCCUAAGAAAGUCGAUGAGGAGGAGGACACAAGGAGUGGAGACUCAGGGAGCAAGUGCCCGAAAUGCUGCUUGAAGACGAGGGACUGCCUGAUGAGUCCGGAGUGUGGACGGGCGCUCCAGAUCUCCAGUGUCAUCGCCUUCUGUGGGAUGUGUAUCCGCAU